CGUCUUUUCAUGCCCAUGCGGCAGUAAUGUUUCCUUUGCAGUUAAUAUUGCAGCACCAUGGCUGUUGCUGCACUGAAGAGUGGUGUUGAGAUUCUAUCUUCCAGCUUCUCAUAUCUCGUGUUCUCAUAGGGAGUGUAUCCAUGUCAACAAGUUUCACGAAACAAGCCUCCAAAUUGCGUCAUUUCGCUCCUGUGUAGCUCACCGCACAAAGGAACCCUGGGUUCCAUCAACUCGUAGACAAUUCACUCACAAUCGUGUCGUCCGCUUCCACAUACCUCUGGACAGAUAGAUGCUCAGAUAUGUGUAGAUUUCUGGUCUAUAAAGGCAAAGACGAGAUCCUCCUCUCGAAACUGAUUUUAGACCCAACCCACUCGAUACUCACGCAGUCCUACGACUCACGCCUGCGGCUCGACUAUCGUCGGCCUCACAACGGCGAUGGCUUCGGGGUCGGAUACUAUACAGACCCCGCUCUAGGCCCGGAACCUUGCAUCUUCACUUCGACGAUCCCUGCGUGGAACUGUAUCAAUCUUGAACGACUUGCUGCGAAGACCGCCUCAAAUCUGAUCUUCGCGCAUGUCCGUGCCACAACCGAAGGCAAUUUGUCGGACAGCAAUUGCCAUCCUUUCCGGCAUGGAUCUCUUAUGUGGAUGCAUAAUGGCGGUAUAGGAGCAUGGAAACAUGUCAAGAGAAGACUAGCGAUGAGCGUAAAAGACGAGUGGUUCAUGGGUGUUCAAGGAAGUACAGACAGCGAGUGGGCAUUCGCGCUGUUUCUGGAUAGUAUGGACAGGAUGGGACACAGCCCAAACACAGAGCUAGGAGAGAACGGCUUCGGACAUAGUGUACUGCGGAAAGCCAUGCUGAAAACCAUCGAGCGUAUCAACAAGCUUAUCGCAGAGAUUCCUGAAGAUCAGCGCCCGGAGGACACGAGGAGUCUUCUCAACUUUGCAGUCACGGACGGCGCAUGCGUGGUAUGCACGCGCUAUGUGAGCUCCAAGACUGAUGAGCCUGCCUCGUUAUUCUUCUCCUCUGGCACAUCGUGGUCUCCCGUACCAAAGUCAACUGAUCAAGAAGCUCAAGUGAAGAACGACGAUGCAAACCGUGCACAAAUUCAUCCUCGAAGCCAGCCGGCCACAUAUGGCCAGACAUCCUAUCGCAUGUCUCGCCUGGAUCGUGGUGCUGAUAUCGUUCUGGUUGCGUCUGAGCCGCUUACAUUCGAGCGCGAUAAUUGGGUGACCGUCCCUACGAAUUCUAUCUUGACUAUUUCUGGACAGACAGUGAUGAUCCAUCCUAUAAGGGAUGAAUUCUGGAGUGAGAACCCAGCUGUGGAACGAAGCAUGGAAUUCGCCGAGACCAAAGGGCAAGCGGUCGGCGCGAAGGGGGCUACAGGUAUCGAGAAGGGAACAAAAGUACCAGACAGGGCUAGGCUUGAAGUGGGCUGCGGAGCAUGAGGUCUUUCUGCCAGAAAGAUGGGAUUACGUGCUGGAGUAUGGGCGUCAGAUCUUAUUACAUCACGAAAGAUCACGGAAGUCUGCUUCUCAGCGUCUGGGUAUGCAAUUGAACUAACAUAGGAUCUUUCGCAGAGUUAGCAUUCACUGCUGUAUUAUCAGUCUACAUACACUCGAGUAUACAUGGCUAUUUCCCCUUCCGCCUGCCUUGAGCGGCAUUCUCAGUUCACUUACAAGACCAAUCCAUAUAACGCUUAGAAUUAAAUCCGACAGAGCAGCAU
Pseudovirgaria hyperparasitica is the source of this 1726-nucleotide messenger RNA. RefSeq names its product N-terminal nucleophile aminohydrolase. NCBI's taxonomy places the organism in Eukaryota, Fungi, Ascomycota, Dothideomycetes, Acrospermales, Acrospermaceae. The record is from RefSeq and is a predicted model, not a curated record. The transcript has 3 exons. Bases 300 to 1448 code for a protein of 382 amino acids.